Molecule: messenger RNA, 1132 nt
Organism: Coregonus sp. 'balchen'
Lineage: Eukaryota; Metazoa; Chordata; Actinopteri; Salmoniformes; Salmonidae
Source: the annotation of a GenBank genome assembly
GUCUCUGCCUUUGAUGAUCUCAAUCUCGUUGAAAGCUAAACAGGAACAACAGCAGGAUCGGCGAAACGGUCUUUGUAUAAAGUGGAGAUCUUUGCCUUUAAAGCAAUGGAGGAGUACAAUUCCGGAGAGGAGGUAGAUUGUGCAUUUAGCUAUAUAGCUAGCUAUAUAUAUAUCUCAGACUUUAUAUCAUUCGGCCCAGUUAGCUAGAUGGCUAGCUAACAUUUGCAUGCACUGAAUAGAUGGUGUUUUGAAACGUCACAAGCGAGUACUUGAGGGGAUUUGUUUAUUUUGCCCGGAUUAUCCCAGUGGGAGGAGUUUGAUUGGGGAGAAAAGUGAUUGCAGGAAAAGUGACAACUGUGUGAAUGAAUGCCAAACACUCAACAACACACCUUUGUUUGACUUUAUAUCAUAACUAAGUAAUACCCUCUAGUUUUUUCAUGUUUUUCAUAAUGAGCCUUUUUUAUAUAUGAAUCACAGGUGUCUUUCAACACAGAUGAGGCCAGUGUCUCUGUUAAAGAGUGUAUCGAAGGUAUCAUUGGAGGAAUAGGCUACAACCAGAACAAAGGGAACCAAUGGACUGUCAGCAUCGUGGAGCACUCUCUCACCCAGUUGGUCAAACAAGGGAGACCAUUCAAGUUCAUAGUGAACUGUGUCAUCAUGCAGAAGAGUGGUGCUGGUCUCCACACCGCCAACUCCUGCUACUGGGACACUGCUACUGAUGGAAGCUGCACAGUCAGGUGGGAGAACCGCACCAUGUACUGUGUGGCAAGUGUUUUCGCUGUGGCCGUGACCUGUUAACGUGGGACCCUCCAUUUCCCUUCCCAAAACCCCCUGUCUCGCACAGAGCCGAACACAGCCAGGCAUGCACCAGGACCACCAAGCCUUGAAUAUCCUAUGCUGAUUACCCAUGAACAGAAAUGUCUGUUGUACAAGAACACCUCUUAACCCCACACUCACAAAGUUUGACCACCCACAAUGGGAAUCAUAGGAUGAUGAUGUGUUGCCAUAUGUGGUGGAUUUAUAGUGUUGUUUAGUGUUGUCUGUGUAUAAAUGUAAAAUAGACCAAUAGUUAGAGAGAGAUAUGCUCAGUAUGGAUUUAGGAAAUGGCACUACCCAUACUGGUAAACGUUCU